CUUGAAUAUGUCAACCAAAAAAUUUUCUAUAGAUAGCCCUUUCUCUAAUUUGGUGCUACUUCAUUAGAUUAGCAAUAAUAACAUCAACAAAACCCGACCCAAUUCCUCUCCACAACCUUUCAAACGAUAUUCAUAACUAAAUGCUAUGAUAGAUAACAGUUAAAUUUUUUUUAACACAAACAAAACAAGGGUCUCCCCCCAUCUACCCACACACCAACCAAAAAGUUUCAAUGAGUACACAUGGUUCUUACAGCAUGAGAUCCAAAGCAUCCUUUGAAAAUGAAACCAAGGCCAAUGUGAAAGAAAGUGCGGGAGGGAGUGGAGGUAAGGUUGGGAAGGUGAUGACUUCCAACAGCAAGGAGAACCUGUUCAUAUGUUUUCUGGUGACACUUUGGUACUCUUCAAACAUUGGUGUGAUCCUUCUGAAUAAGUACCUGCUUUCAAACUAUGGUUUCAAGUUCCCAAUCUUUCUCACAAUGUGUCACAUGUCAGCUUGUGCUGUUCUCAGCUAUGUGUCCAUUGUGUUCUUCAAGGUGGUGCCUCAGCAGAUGAUCAAAUCAAGGUCUCAGUUCAUAAAGAUUGCAACUUUGAGCCUUGUCUUUUGUGGGUCUGUGGUGGGUGGCAACAUCUCCCUCAGGUACCUGGCUGUGUCAUUCAACCAAGCGGUGGGUGCAACCACACCCUUUUUCACUGCUGUGUUUGCCUAUUUGGCUACCCUUAAGAGAGAGGCUUGGGUUACCUAUGCUGCACUUGUCCCUGUUGUUGCUGGGGUUGUCAUUGCAAGUGGGGGUGAGCCAGGAUUUCACUUGUUUGGAUUCAUUAUGUGCCUAAGUGCAACCGCUGCAAGGGCUUUCAAGUCUGUCCUCCAAGGCAUUUUGCUUUCUUCUGAAGGGGAGAAGCUGAACUCAAUGAAUUUGCUCCUCUAUAUGUCUCCAAUUGCUAUCCUAGUUUUGUUACCUGCAGCGCUUAUCAUGGAGCCUAAUGUUGUUGAUGUCACUAUAUCACUUGGAAAGGAACAUAAAUCUAUGUGGCUACUUCUUUUGCUUAACUCAGUCACAGCAUAUGCAGCAAACUUAACAAAUUUCUUGGUGACUAAACAUACUAGUGCUCUUACUCUCCAGGUAUUAGGCAAUGCAAAAGGUGCUGUAGCCGUUGUAAUCUCAAUACUCCUAUUCAGAAAUCCUGUCACUUUUAUUGGCAUGGCUGGCUAUUCGAUUACCGUAAUGGGAGUAGCAGCAUAUGGAGAGACAAAAAGGAGGUUUAGAUGA
Messenger RNA from Abrus precatorius (Indian licorice), 1268 nucleotides. RefSeq names its product UDP-URONIC ACID TRANSPORTER 1-like. The transcript is spliced from 5 exons. Lineage: Eukaryota; Viridiplantae; Streptophyta; Magnoliopsida; Fabales; Fabaceae. The record is from RefSeq and is a predicted model, not a curated record. Gene Ontology annotation, cellular component: Golgi apparatus. The coding region runs from base 231 to 1268 and encodes 345 amino acids. Gene Ontology annotation, molecular function: antiporter activity.